AUGACAGUUCAGGGAGCUCCGGACGUUUGUGUAGGAGGGGGGUUGCAGCUGCUGCUGCCUGCCUGUGGUGCUGCUGCUGCUAGUGCAGCUGCUGCAGCAGCAGCUGCUGCUGCUGAAGAAGAAGCAGAAAUUGACGGCAGCUCUUUAUCUUUCAAGAAGAUUCAAGGAGGUGGAGGCCACCGUUCCGGCCUCUGCACCUCUCGCCUGCAGCAGCAGCAGCAGCAGCAGCAACAACAACAACAGCAACAACAACAACAACAACAGCAGCAGCAGCCACAGCUGCAGCAACAGCAGCAGCAGCAGCAGCAGCAGCCGAUGGGGUCUUCAACAAGCUGUGAGGCUUCUGCUUCGCUGGAUCUCUCAGAAUUACCUGAGGAAGUAAUUGAGGGUUUAAAUGCAAUCGCAGAAAUAAGACAGAGCAAACUCAACGGCAGGUAUUACAAAGGAGAGAAGAGUUCAUUAGAAAAUGAAGAAGAAGACCGACUGACGCUGUUUAUAGACUUAGACGAAACUCUUUUGUUUGCUUCGCCUACUCCUUUGCCGGGUGUAUCUCCAGAUAAGAUAUUUAAAUUUGUUUCUGUAAAUGCUGCUCCUUUUGAGUGUACAGAGGCCUCAGAUCCAGCCGCAGCUGCAGCAGCAAUUGCAAGACAGCAGCAGCACCAGCUCCUGUUGCAGCAGCAGCAGCAGCAAAUACAGCAGCAUAUGCAGCACAUGGAAGGACACCAGCAACAGCAGCAGAUGGAGUUGCAGGUGCAGCAGCAGCUGCUGCUGCUGCAGCAGCAGCUUCCUGUCCUCAUUCCUUACUCUUGUCCAGAUCAGCACUUAGUUAAUUCAACUCUAAAUACAAACAACCAACUAAACAAGCAAAAUGCUGCUGAUCCUGCUGCUGCUGCUGCUGCUUCUGGUGCUGCUGCUGAUGGUGAUGCUGCUGGUGCUGAUCCUGGAGCCGCAGCAGCAGCAGCUGCAGCAGCAGCAGCAGCAGCAGGAGAAAGCGGUUCUUUGUUGUUUGUAUAUUUCCGGCCCUUUGCUCUGUCUCUGCUGCAGCAGCUGCAUGCGAGCGGGGCCUUCGAACUAAUUAUAUUUACUGCUGCUCUGCAGCAAUAUGCAGAUCCUAUUCUAGAUGUCUUAGAAGCAGCCAAUGGAGGCAAACUCUUUCAUCACCGUCUCUACAGACAGCACUGCUCUACAGCUCCCCGCAAGCUUAAACCGCAUGCAGCAGCAGCAGCAGCAGCAGCAGCAGCAGGAACAGCAGCAGGAACUGGAACAGGGGAAGGCGGUGCGGCGAGAGAAGCAGCAGCAGCAACAGCAGCUGCUUGUGCAUUGGAGUCGGAAUCCGGUGUAGAUGGUGUUGCAGCGGGAGAUGAAGAUGCUGCUGCUGCUGCUGCUGCUGCUGCUGAUGUACCCCUGCUGCCUCUUUACUACGUGAAGGAUCUGGAAGCAGCAGCAGCAGCAAGGCCUCUAUCACGCUGCAUGCUGCUGGACAACAGCUUAAUUUCUUUUGCUGCUCAACCUGAGAACGGGUUGUUUAUAAAACCCUUUCUAGGAGAUGCAGCAGAUAAAGAAAUGCUGCUGCUGCCUCAGCUGCUGCUGCACCUCAGCAAGCUUCCCGAUGUCCGACUGGGGCUCUAUUCUUCUCUCGUUAAUGCUGCUUGGAAUUCGUUUAUUGUUCAGAAAGGCCUCUACCACUUAGCUUCCCCUACCCAGCAGCAGCAGCAGCAGCAGCAGGAGCAGCAGCAGCAGCAGGAGCAAGGCAGGGGAGAGCAAGAACGGCAGCAGGAAGAACGACAGAAGCAAAACCAGCAGCAAAUGCAGCAGCAAAUACACCAACGUCCUGCUGCAGCUCCUGCUGCUGCAACUAAAGAACAUAAGACAGAAACAGCAGCAACAGCACCAGCAGCACCAGCAGCAGCUGCAGCGCCUAUUGCUGCUGAGGACUCCAAACGGGAGAGAACCCGCGGUCGCAGCAGCAGCACCAGCAGCAGCAGCAGCAGUAGCAGCAGCAGCAGCAGCAACGGGCUAUUAGGCGCAGCUUCUCGUCGUCGCCAGUCUGGUGCUGCAGCUGUUUCAAUUCCUGCUGCUGCCGCUGCUUCCUCUCCCCUUGUCAGAACGCACCAGCAGCGACCGCAGCCGCAGCAGCCGCAGCAGCAGCAGCAGCAGCAGCAACUGCAGCAGCAGCAACUGCAGCAGCAGCAGCAACAGCAGCAGGGGAGACGAACCCCCCGCUUGGGCCCUCGUCUCUCCCGUACGCGGGAGGCGUCGAGGAUCUCUUUGUCUCCUGCUGCAGCAGCAACAGCAGCAGCAACAGCAGGUGAAGAAGUACCAGCAGCAGCGCCGUUGCAGGGACGCAGCAGAAGGAGGAGCAGCAGAGCCCUCGAGAGACAGCAGCAGCAGCAGCAGCAUCAUCAAUUGAAGUCUCACUCAGUAUUAUGUCUAAGGAGACAAGAGAGAGAAAACACGUCCUGGUGUACGUGCAGCUACUCAGCAGCAGAGACUCCCGAACAGCAGCACAUGGAGAGAAGAGCUGCUUCUGGGAGCAGCAGCAGCAGAAGCAGAACCUUUGCUGCAGCAGCAGCAGCAGCAGAAAGAGACAGCGAUGAAGACAAACAAACAAAAGCAGCUUCAGCUUGCAGACAGUUGAGGGUCCCCAGGCUGCAGCUCGACGCCUUAGCAGCCGCACAGCGACAGCCGCAAACAGCAGCAGCAGCAGCAGCAAGAGCAGCAGGGAGAGGCAGAGAGCGAUGGGCGACGGAGCCCCUUAGCGAUGAAACAGAAGAAGAAUCCGAUGUGGAUAUACACCCCACACCCCACACCCCCACCGCCCGCUGGCAGCAGCAGCAAAUGCAGCAGCAGCAAAUGCAGCAGCAGCAAAUGCAGCAGCAGCAGCAGCAGCAGCAGCAGGUAAAGGACUUGGGAGAUGCAGAACCAGCAAAACAAAAAAGAAAUCGCCGUAAGCAGCCAGGGAAUUUGUGCGGCUCUCCGAGUGUACAUACACCCCAACUCAUCAGCGGCGCAGCAGCAGCAGCAGCAGCAGCUGCUGCUGCUGCUGAUGCUGAUGCUGAUGGAGACCUUUGCCUGCAGCAACUAAACGCCAAAGGCCGAGCUGUACGUACACCUCGGGCACCCGUUAGCCGCACAGCAACGCCCCGCAAGCAGCAGCAAACGCAUAACCUGCCUCAGCAGCAGCUUCAGCAUAAGCAGCAGAUGGGGGCGUUCGAUUCCUCGUACACACUGCAGCAGCAGCAGCAGCAGCAGCAGCAGCAGCAGCAGGGUAUGUUUACGCAGCCUGGUAUCGGUAAGAGCUCUUCCUUUUUGCUUCCCUCCUCUGCUGCUGCUGCUUCUUCUUCGCAGUUGCUCAACAGUCGUGCUGCUGUUGCUGCUGCUGAGGUGUAUAGGCAGCAACCACCCCACACCCCAAUCCCCUGCAGCCAAUACCAGCAAUUAAGAAAAAAUCUCCCAUCCACGGGAUCGACAGCAUCGAUCGCACCCUUGGGAUCGCCGCGAGCGAUGGGAUCGAUGGGAUCGAUGGGAUCGUCGGGAUCGAUGGCGUCGCUCCCGCCGAUGGGAUCGAUGAGGCCUCAGGGAUCGAUGGCAUCGAUCCCGGCUAUAGGAACCAUGGGAUCGAUCCCGACGAUGGGAUCCAUGGUAUCCAUGGGACCCAUGGGAUCGAUGGGGCCGCCGGGAUCGAUGGGAUCGAUGGGAUCGAUGGGAUCGAUGGGACCCAUGGGACCCAUGGGAUCGAUGGGACCGCCUGGGUCGAUGGGACCCAUGGGAUCGAUGGGAUCGAUGGGACCCAUGGGAUCGAUGGGACCCAUGGGAUCGAUGGGACCCAUGGGAUCGAUGGGAUCGCCGGGAGCGAUGGGAUCGACUAUGUGGGGUUCGUCUCCUCCUUGUGAAUGGAACUCAUCGGCCUGCUACUCAGCCCAGCGCCUGCCUGCGACGUUUGUAGAUCCGUCUUGCUUCAAUGCAGCAACACCGCAGCAGCUACUGCAGCAGCAACAGCAGCAGCUGCUGCUGCAGCAGCAAGCAACGCAGCCAACUCGGUUCAGCAGCAUACCCUUCCAAAUGCAUGCAGACCCCAACCACCCCACACAUCUCUGUACCCCGCGUGUUGUUAGAAAGAAAGUAAGCGGCAGCAGCAGCAGCAGCAAUAUCAACCAGCAGCAGCCGCAGCAGCAGCCGCAGCAGCAGCAGCCGCAGCAGCCGCAGCAGCAGCAGCAGAAGCCUCAGAAGCUGUUUGCUGGCCGUCGUAUCCGUUUAGGGGAUUUGUUCGGUCGAUGUAUGGACGGGGCUAAAGACAACCAAUCAACAGAGCAGCAGCAGCAGCAGCAGCAGCAUCAGGUAGCAACUCUUGGCAGCAUCAUACAGCCCAUGCCUACGUACAGCAGAUUCUCUUUAAAUGCAACGGGGCCCACAAGCAUCAGCACUCCUUAUAUUCCUUCUGUCUUCAACCAGCAGCAGCAGCAGCAGCAGCAGCAGCAGUGGUGGCAGCAGCAGCAGCUGCUGCAGCAGCAGCAGCAGCUGCUGCUACAGCAGCAGCAGCAGUACGGGUGGCGUUGA
Messenger RNA from Eimeria acervulina, 4557 nucleotides. RefSeq names its product NLI interacting factor-like phosphatase domain-containing protein, putative. The transcript is spliced from 2 exons. Lineage: Eukaryota; Apicomplexa; Conoidasida; Eucoccidiorida; Eimeriidae. Gene Ontology annotation, molecular function: phosphoprotein phosphatase activity. The coding region runs from base 1 to 4557 and encodes 1518 amino acids. The record is from RefSeq and is a predicted model, not a curated record.